This is a messenger RNA of Pogona vitticeps (central bearded dragon), 4630 nucleotides long. RefSeq names its product dipeptidyl peptidase 4 (gene DPP4). Gene Ontology annotation, cellular component: plasma membrane. Lineage: Eukaryota; Metazoa; Chordata; Lepidosauria; Squamata; Agamidae. Gene Ontology annotation, molecular function: dipeptidyl-peptidase activity; serine-type endopeptidase activity. The record is from RefSeq and is a predicted model, not a curated record. Gene Ontology annotation, biological process: proteolysis.
CGCGGCGCAAGUUCCACCGGUGGAGCUGCGCCCGCCCACGUUCGCAAGGAGGCGCCUCGCGUGUCUCCGCCGCGCCUGAGGGGUUUUGCGGGCCCACGUCUCAGCUGUUCCCCUCACCGCCGCGAGAGCAGCUGGGUGACCCUCGCCCGCCCCUCGCCUCUGCCCUCGCCUCCCCGGCCUCCGGGCUCCUUGCCACAGGCUCCUGCCCCUGCCCGCCCCUCCGGACUCCUCCCUCUGUGCCCGCCUGCUCGGGUUCCCGUGCCUGUCGUGGCGGCCCCGGCCCGCCGAGAAAGGUGGGCCACCGCCAGGAGUUUGCCCCCGGCCCCUCCUCCUCCGCCUCCUCGGCCAGAGCACUUCGCUAAUGGUUAACUUCUAGGCGCUGCGGCUGGCGGUGGACGACGGAGCGCCCGCGACCCAAGUCUCCGUCCGCCGAAAGCGGAGGCGCUUCCCCCGGCUGCUGCUGCUGCUGCUGCUGCCGCCGCCUCGGCUUGUUGGACGCCCAGAGCUCCCGCCAUGAAGACCAUAUGGAAGUAUUUGCUUGGAGUUCUUGGGGUUGCUGUUCUCAUUACAGCCAUAGUUGUUCCUGUUGUUUUGUUGACAAACACAGCUACACCUGAUCCCCGCAGGAAAUUUUCUCUAGAAGAUUAUUUGAAUAAUAGUUUUCAGUACAUGUCAUACAACUUGCAGUGGAUUUCAGGAAACCAGUAUAUCCACACAAGACAGAACAAUAUCCUUCUCAUCAACGCUGAAGAUGGCUCGGAGACUACAAUUAUAGGAAACACAAGUUUAGCCAGUUACAACAGUACUGAAGCAAUAGUGUCACCUGAUCAAAAAUACGCUCUUCUGAGAUACAAUUAUGUGAAGGUAUGGAGACACUCAUUCAAUGCAUCAUACUACAUCUAUGAUAUAGAUAAAAGUUCUGUAAUAACUGACCACCCACUUCCUACAGAUAUCCAGUACAUAUCCUGGUCACCUGUUGGUAAUAAAUUGGCUUACGUUUGGCAUAACAACCUUUAUGUGAAAGAAGCACCAAACACCCCUGGUGUGCAAAUCACCACAAAUGGAGAGGAAAAGAUUUUUAAUGGACUGUCAGAUUGGGUGUAUGAAGAGGAAAUGUUUGGCACGCAUUCUGCUCUGUGGUGGUCUCCAAAUGGCACUUUUUUAGCAUAUGCAGAGAUCAAUGAUACCGAAGUUCCUGACAUUGAGUACUCAUUUUAUUCAGAAGAUACGUUGCAGUACCCAAAGACCAUUAGAAUCCCAUAUCCUAAGGCAGGUGCUACAAAUCCAACCAUAAGGCUCUUUGUUGUGAAUACCUACUCCCUUCCCAGGGUUGUUUCCACUGAAAUUGUUGCACCAUCAAACAUAAAAUCAGGGGAUCAUUAUCUGAGUGUGGUGACAUGGGUAACCAAUGAGAGAAUCUGUUUACAGUGGCUGAAAAGGAUUCAGAACUUUUCACUUCUCACAAUAUGUGACCAUUCUGAACAAAGUGGAACUUGGCAAUGUCCAGAGGGUAAAUGGCGUACUGAAGAAAGUCAUACUGGUUGGAUUGGCAGAUUCCAGCCAUCCGAACCGUACUUUGCCAGUGACAAGGAGAGCUAUUACAAAAUCAUUAGUGACACAAAUGGAUAUAAGCACAUCCAUUACAUUGACAGCACAGGAAAGUCCACACCCAUUACAAGUGGAACAUGGGAGGUGAUCAGCAUUGAUGCUCUAACAAAUGACUAUAUAUACUUUAUCAGUAAUGAAUUUGAAAAUAUUCCAGGAGGGAGAAAUCUGUAUAAAAUGGAAUUAAAAGAUAGCAGAGCAAAAACAUGCAUUAGCUGCAGUUUAGAUGAAGAAAGGUGUCAAUAUUAUUCAGUAUCCUUCAGCACAGAUGCAAGAUAUUAUAAGCUGAAUUGCUAUGGUCCUGGCCUGCCUUACUUCACCUUGCAUGACAGCAGUACAGACGGAGUUAUUAGGGUCUUGGAAAACAAUACAUACCUCAGUAAUUUGCUGAAGGAUAUCCAGAUGCCCUCCAAAGUACUGGAGACCAUUUCACUGCAUGGAGGACGUUUCUGGUAUCAAAUGAUCUUACCUCCUCACUUUGAUAAAUCCAAGAAGUACCCUCUGCUCAUUGAUGUGUAUGCAGGCCCCUGCAGCCAGAAAGCAGAUGCCGCCUACCGGAUCAAUUGGGCUACAUACCUCGCAAGCACAGAGGGGGUUAUUGUAGCCAGUUUUGAUGGCAGAGGAAGUGGCUACCAAGGAGACAAAAUCAUGCAUGCAAUAUAUCGAAGACUGGGAACCUAUGAAGUUGAAGACCAGAUCCUGGCCGCUAAAACAUUUUCUGAAAUGAGCUUUGUUGAUAAGACAAGAAUAGCUAUCUGGGGCUGGUCAUACGGUGGCUAUGUGUCCUCCAUGGUGCUUGGAUCAGGAAGUGGCGUGUUCAAGUGUGGAAUAGCGGUUGCCCCUGUGUCACGCUGGCAGUAUUAUGAUUCUAUAUAUACUGAACGCUACAUGGGCCUUCCUGAAGCAGGUGAUAACUUGCACAACUAUGAGAAUUCUACUGUUAUGGCCAGAGCCGAGAACUUUCGAAAAGUUGAUUAUCUCCUGAUCCAUGGAACAGCAGAUGAUAAUGUUCACUUCCAGCAAGGAGCUCAGAUCUCGAAAGCUCUGGUUGAUGCACAGGUGGAUUUCCAAGCAAUGUGGUAUACAGAUAAGGACCAUGGAAUUGGAGGCCAAGCCCACAAUCACAUUUACACCCAUAUGAGCCAUUUUAUCAAGCAGUGCUUCGCAUUGGCCUAAUACUGGUGACAGAUUCCGCGUCUCAUACUGAAAUUUUAUGAGGCUUUCAGAAAAAGGACUUUUCUAAUUAAUUGUUAUUGCAUGUUUCACUGAAUAACAGCCAAAUUGACCUCUAUGGGCAACUUGAAUGAAGGAAACCACAAAAAAACCUCACUACAGAGCCCUAACCAAAGAUUUGUACUGCUCCGGCACACAUGCUAAAGCGAUUCCUCUCCCUUCUGUGUAGAGCUUGUUUUGCAUGUCGGAGAAGGGAGUGGAUCAGCAGUCUUCCUCAUAUAAAUUCCUACAUAUAUUGCUCUGUAUGUGACAGAGGAGCAAAGGCAUGUGUGCAACAGCCAUGGGAAGACAGCAUUUUCUAAUAAUUGAUUUUUCUACUUUUGAAGCAAAAGUGCAAAUUGGCUUUUUAAGUGCUCUUUGUUGCCAAUUACCUGAGGUGGUGAUGGGGAGGAAACACGCGAGUUUCUGCUGCAUUUGUGCGUCCAGUAAUUUUGGUAUAAAAAUGGCUAUUCCAACCGAUAAACUUCAUGUUUUUAUGUGGAAGAUGCCGAGAAGCUGAACCUGAGCUGUGGCUCUCUGUAGAUGCUUAGUGGAUUGCAGCCAAAGUAGGCAACAGCCUGCAAGGACGGAACCAUCCCUGUGGGCUGAGAGAUCUGUGAUUGGGAUCGCUUGCAAGCCAGGACAAAAGCAGCCGUGGGCGAAAAGGAGACACAGAGGCUUUGGGACUGUGCGGCUGGGUGGUGUUCUUGUUCCUUCCUUGUUCCAUUCCCCAUGUACUCCCCACUUGCAGGUGACUUCUCCUAGUUAUAAAGCUCAGAGGGACUGUCUUGAAAUUACACAGUGUGUCUGCCAAUGAGUGAAACAGACAGUGUAUGUGACAGUAAUUUUAAAAAUGGCCAAAGGACUGGAUGGAGAUUUGCAGUAAAAUUUAAACUGUAGUAAAUGGCUGGAAUCCCAAAGGUGAUGUAGCUGAUGAUGGAAUAGUUUCUGUUAGCAGAAUCAGGAAGAGCCACCUUUCCUGCCCACUGCAACCCACCUACUCCCUGAACUCUGAAACCAGCUACAAAGGCUUGUAAAACUUCUGGAGCUGGUUUUCAAGGAAUACCAUGUAAAAUUAUUGAGAUGGCUAGAAAUGUCGGCCUGUCCCUUUUUUUUUUAAAGAUUGCCAACAUAUGGAAGAACUGUCAAACACCUGUAGAACAGAUCCUAGAACCCACAGCACACAAUGUUGCAAGAGGCCAGCUGCCAUUCAUUAAGAAUCCUGUAAAAGGGAAUUAAUUCCAGCUAUUUAGGCUCCAAAUUCUGCAGUCAGAUCAGGUGGGUAAUCCAGCUGUUUUUUUUUGCACACUGAUGUCCCAGUGAAUGAAGCCAGAACCUUGAAGUUGGCAAUGGCAGAACACUGAGAAUCAGCAACAGACAUGUAGUCUCAGCAUGAACUGCGGGCUCUUGUCUGAAACGUUGUUCUAUAUGCUGUCAGCUCUGAUGAAGCACCUACAAAUGCUGUGAAUACUGAUGCCUGUGUGCCUUAGGACUUGUAGAAAUCUAAAAGUUGGACGAGGAUUUGCCUCCGGGUGGAUAGAGGUGUUCCACUCGUGGAAGGUGGAAUCAAUCAAUGCAAAAUAUUCACAGAAAUAGCACAGAAUUGCUGAAAAGAAAAAUGGCUUGCACAUACUUUAUCCCCCAUGGAUGUAAAUGUAGUUCAGCGGCUACAAUCAAGGCAGAUACAUGACCUGAGCAGAUCAUUCUCUUUUGUAGGGAUCAAAAAUGUAACCUAAGAUUAUUGGGAGGAAAUCAGCCUUGAUAUACACCAAAGUUUACCCUUUGCUUAAGUAAAACGCUUCAGUUAUAAGUC